AUGGAUCCAAAAGGCACACAGCAAGCAGCAAAUGCCCCCCCUCAGCAGCCGACUCCCGCGGGAAACUCGGGUAUUCUCUCGAGCUCACACCAGGUAGCCGUUGGUGUUAAGUCACAGGAUACUCCGGCGCUCAAAGAAGGGUCUAGUUCACCUCUAAGCGCAGAGUCUAACAACUCAAAUGCAACGGAUACCGCAUAUCAAUUCUAUGAAGCUCAACAUGGAUCCCAAAGUCAAGAGACUUACCCAGAGCCACACGUCGAUGAAUCAGCUGGACAAGUCAAUGAAAUGAGCGAUCAGCCAGCAAAUUCAAAUGUCCAGAACAGAGAUGAUGUAGUACUGCCAGACGACAACUAUUCUCCAUCUUCAUUACAUGUUGACUCCGAAAUGAGCGAUUCUGAUUCAGCCAUCGGAUCUGAUAUCCAGUCCUCUACCAUGUCACUGCGAUCAAGCAUAUAUGAAACGAUAAUGGAAAAUGGCAGGAGUUAUCACAAAUAUAAAGCAGGGCAAUACUAUUUACCCAAUGAUGACGUGGAACAAGAGCGGCUGAACCUCCAACAUCAUUUGUGGACCCUCACACUCGAUGGACGUCUUCACAUCGCACCUACCGAUAACCCUCACCGAGUACUUGACAUCGGGACCGGAACUGGCUCAUGGGCAUUGGAAUAUGCUGAGAGGAAUCCUGCGGCUACCGUCAUUGGAGCCGGUAACUCCUAUUCACAUCUCACCUUUCCAAAUAUCACUGACCAAAAACAUUAGAUCUAAGUCCAAUACAACCGGAAUACGUCCCGCCAAAUUGUCAAUUUGAGAUUGACGACGCAGAAGAUGAGUGGACUUAUUCCGCACCAUUCGACUUCAUUCACGGUCGCAUGCUCUUCACAUGUUUCCAGAACCCGGCUCAAGUUUUCAAACGCGCUUACGAUGCUCUCUCGCCAGGCGGCUACUUUGAAAUUCAAGACAUAGUCUUUGACCUCAUGUCCAUUGACGGCACCGCUGACGGAACUGCUAUCCAAGCGUGGAAUCGCAAAGUUGUUAGUGGAGCCGCGAAGAUCGGUCGUGACUGGACUUGUACUCUCAAAUACGCUCAAUUCAUGAGGGAAGCGGGAUUUGAAGGUGUGACGGAACGAAAUGCAAAGUGGCCCAGUAAUACUUGGCCGAAGGGGAAGACGCAAAAGUUGAUGGGGAUGUGGAGUAUGGCAAAUUUUUUGGAGGGGCUCCCGAGUAUCAGCAUGGCUAUUAUGACGAGGGCGCAUGGGAUGUCGAGGGAAGAGGUUGAGGUGGGAAUGGUGGAGGUCAGGAAUAAUAUCAAGGAUAAGAAUAUUCAUGGCUAUGUUCCUGUGUGAGUUUUUUUUCCUUCUUUCUCUUUUUCCUUUCGAUUUUCGAUUCAUUAGUGGAUGCUAAUUCGUUUUGGGAAUAGGGUUGUCGUGUAUGGUCGGAAACCGUAUGGGGCAGAGACUAGGGGAAUGAGUAUGUAG
This is a messenger RNA of Hymenoscyphus albidus, 1472 nucleotides long. The record is from the annotation of a GenBank genome assembly. Lineage: Eukaryota; Fungi; Ascomycota; Leotiomycetes; Helotiales; Helotiaceae.